Molecule: messenger RNA, 1203 nt
Organism: Acanthosepion pharaonis
Lineage: Eukaryota; Metazoa; Mollusca; Cephalopoda; Sepiida; Sepiidae
Source: the annotation of a GenBank genome assembly
AUGACACUUGUCACACUUUUUACGCAGAAAGACAGCACGCCCUCUACCUCAGUUUGGGAGAUACGUGCUGCCCCUGGCACAAACUUUCUGCGAUCUGUCUCUCUCUCUCUCUCACUCACCCCCUCUUUCACUGACUCACUCAUUCUCUCUCACACUCACUGUUUUCCUUUCUCACUCACACGCUCCCUCACUCACUCUAUCACUUACACACAGUCUUUCUUUCUCACUCACUCUGUUUCUCAAUCACUGACGAACUCAACCAUUCACUCUAUCGCUCACUCUCACUCUCCCUUCUUACCUCCCGCACUAUCGUCGUCACUUCCUUUAUCUCUCAGUCACUCUCCCUCUUUCAUUCACUCGCUUUAUCACUCACUCACUCUCUCUUUCAAUUACUCUCUCAGUCUCACUUUCUCCCUCUAUCACUCACUCUCUAUCUCAUUCACUCACUCACUCUGUCAAUCCAUGUAUCACUCACUCAUUUUCUCUCACACUCACUCUUUCUCCCUCUCACUCACACGCUCACUCACACCUUUAUCACUUACACAGUCUCUUUCUUUCUUUCUUUCUUUCUUUCUUAUUCACUCUCUCUUUCUCACACACUCACGAACUCACCCAUUCACUCACACACUCAUUCUCACUUUCCCUCCUUACCUUCCGCACUACCUCCGUCACUUCGUGUAUCACUCAAUCACCCUCUCUCUUACUCUCACACGCUCCCUCUAUCACUUACACACUCUCUCCCUCUCACUCACUUACUCAAAAAAUCACCCAGUCAAUCGACCACUCACCCUCUUUACCUCCUUUACUAACUCCCUCACUUUCUCUAUCACUCACUCACUCUCGCUCUUACUUUGUCACUAUUACUCACUCACUCUAUCUCUUACUCACUCACUCUCUCUCUCUCACUUACUUUCUCAGGACAUUCUCUUUCUCUGUCAAUCACUCCCUCAUUCACUCGUUCUAUCACUCACCCCUCACUCUCUCUCUCUCUCUUUCUUUGAUACAACAACGACAAAAAAAAAACAAAAAAACUCUCUCUUUCUCUCUCUCUCUCUCUUUCUCUCUCUCUCUUUCUCUCUCUCUUUCUCUGUUGAGGCAAGUCUCUUCUGUAUCUCUGAAAGGAAUUUCUGUCGAUUCCUGCCGCAGAGAGGAUUUAACAGCCACUCUUUUCUUUGUUGCUGUGGACAUUUGUCGAUUCUUUAG